AUGGGUGCAACAGCUUUGAUGUUUGCAGCAAAAGCCUGGUCGCCCUCCUUUGUCGAGCGGCUACUGGAAGCCAAAGCCAAUGUUAAUGCAGAGGAUAGAUAUGGUGCAACGGUGCUAGACUUGGUCAAUGAUGACGUCAAAUUCUACGAGGCGCAAAAGAGGAAAGAGCAAGAAGAUUGCAGAAGGCGCCGAUUAGCAAUGGAGGUGUCCGGUCAGAUCCUCUAUGACAGGCCGAAUGUGGAGGAGCUGGAGCCCUUUUGUGCUCCUUGA
Molecule: messenger RNA, 270 nt
Organism: Durusdinium trenchii
Lineage: Eukaryota; Dinophyceae; Suessiales; Symbiodiniaceae
Source: the annotation of a GenBank genome assembly